AUGCAAGUUCGUGACCUGCCGCUCGUCUUCGCAGUCGACGUCUCAGGGAGCACACGGGGGCGAAUCCUGGAUGAAGAAAAACGAUCCAUCAGCCUCUUGAUGGGAGGGCUGAAGCCCGCUGAGUCGAACACACUAUCUCGUGUCAUCCCUUGGGAUGGACGAUGCCUCGGCGUCAUACACCCGCAACAAACCCCGUUUCUCACCCCUGGUGCUGGGACCGAUCCUUCUGUCGUUCUUGAGGAUGCAGUCGCCCGACGUGCGCUCCAGGAAGCCAGUCUUUGGUUUCUCAUGACCGACGGCUUCAUCGAGAAGCCGCUCAUCAACAAAUUUGCCAACGCCAUCUCCAAAACAGGCAUUCACGGAACAGCAUCUGUCAUCAUACUUUAUGGAUACCGUGUUCAGUCUCCAUAUGACUGCAAUGUGUCUGUUGGUCUUUCGGUCUUCGCUGUGGCUCCUCACUGCAUUUUCCUCUUUCACGAUGUCAGAAGCGGUGAUCUCUACGUGUUGCAAGCAAAGGGGUCCUUCACCACUCUCCUCCCAGAGCAUGCAAGAUUUACCCCUUUUGGACCGACUACGCGAUGGCAAGAUCUCAUCAGGAUCACCUACGAAGACCUUUCCAGGGUUCAGGUCCCGCGACCGACACGUCUUUCGGCAGAUGCUGUGGUCCUCCCAGGGGGAAAGACGCUCGAUAUGACAAGCCUGUACAAUGACACCUUGUCCAAGGAAGAAACCAUUGAGCUGUUGGCAGACUAUUCUGCAUUGGAUGUCAUCCUGCUUGCGGCCAAAACUCGCGGCAAAGAUCAAGAUGUGAAAUUUUGGAUCGAGAGUGCUCGACGUCACCACAGGAUUCCGGAAGCGGCCUUGAUGACGCGAGAGGAUGUUGGUUCCAAUGGAUUGAAUUGCAUGAAAAUUUUAUUGGAAGAGGUCAAGAGCCUAGCCCCGAUAUACAGGAUUGAAGAUCUGUGGGGUUUACUGUCUCGUGAUGAAACACCUGACGGCAUCGAGGCCAAGAUGUCCGAGGCCACCACCAUCACGUACAUCGACAGCUUCAGAUCAGGGCUUCGCGUUGCACACCGCCAGAACUGGUCCCACUUCGAAAGCCAGGUUGAGGCGGAUUGGGAACUGUCCUGCAAACUGAACGACACUUUAGCCGAAGUGCUCUCGACUAUGACCAUGAACGAUGCGCGGGCCCCAGCAAGUCCAGCCAUGCUCACACCAAUGUCGUCCCCAGUGGGAGGCGGAAGACGACCAUACACAGCGCAUUAUUCUGGUGGAAGCUCCGCCAGGAACGAGGCAAGAAUGAGCCCCUUAAGCCCUGGGCCCAAACGAAAUUAUUAUCAUCACCAGGACACGGGUCCAGCCACGUACCAGCAAGCUGCACUCAGCCCGUAUAUCGGUCACCGAAGCAGACGAACCAAGGACCUGUUGUUCCUCCCAGGGUACAAAGGCGAGCGAAGCACUGUGUAUGACAGGCAACCCGGCGCAUAUGCUACGUGCCCGAUAUGCAGAGAACCCAGGUCAAUACAGACACUACUACUGCAGACCAGCUCCGAUGAGCCAGAGACUUUGCAUCUGCCAAAGGCAAAUCAGCGCUCUGGUCACAUGUAUCCUCUCGUACUCGGCAACUAUCCCGAGACGGACGUCAUCCUGCCUAUAACAUGCUGCGAUGGGUGCGCUUCCCUGCUUUUGCAGGCUGGAGAGCUUCCAAAUGACGACCGUGUGACGAUUGCGUUACCGCUGGUCCCGCUCCACAAGCGUGAAAACAGGCAGUUGUGGGAGGAGAAGCUGGGGGAAGUAUACGGUCACCGCUUCCGUGACAGCAUUGUGUUCCUCGUCUUCCUCUCCACCCUCUGCACCACAAUUGAGGACCUGGUUGACGGCGCGAUACAGUCAGAAUGCCAGACCCUCAUGCCGAGCUUGGAAUGGUGCUGUCGAGAGCUGUCGAAGCUUCCCGGCAUCUCCACCAUGGCUGGCCUGACGCCGGUGGGCAGCCCGCUUUCAGGCGUGGUCAAUGACACGAUGCCACUGCAGCAGGCUCUUCGCGUGACUUUCCAAGGUUUCCAGUCCACGAUCCACCAGAGCCCCUUACUCGAGUAUCCGAUUGACGGGUUCCUCGUGCUCGUCCGCCUCGCUGGCCUCAUGGAGGACGUUGGGCCCGAGGACGUUGAGCGCUUCGUCUGGAUGCGGCUCCUGCAUUAUCUCGCCGAGCAGCACGUUCAAUUACAGAGGAAAGGUGGUCCAGGAGAAGCGAGCAAAGCACUCCAAAACUUGGUGAACAAGCAGACCGAGACGUCCAACGAACGCGGCGCUGGCACAGAAGCCGUUACUGAUCGAUGUUAUGCGGUUCCGCUUUCAGCCCUAGACGGAACAUACCUUAUCCCUUCGGACUCUGACAUCCUGGAACAAUUUCUCCGUACCGGAAGCUCCUACUCUAUUAUUGCAGAUACGGACAAAUACCACGCGGCUCUGGCUGUCUUUCUCCACUUGAUGGCCACCCUGACCGAGGGGUCACAGCAGAUCUGGGACGACGGAGAUUUAUUCGUCAAGCUCCAGUACAGGGCGGACAAGCUGUGCCGGACUGAGGACGGGCUGCGUGACAUUUUCUUUGAGGGAAAACUUGUCGACGACGAAGGAGCGGUCAAGUUGAUCACGGCGGCAUACGAGGUGGUCGUAGCUUGA
Verticillium alfalfae VaMs.102 is the source of this 2679-nucleotide messenger RNA. RefSeq lists its product as hypothetical. NCBI's taxonomy places the organism in Eukaryota, Fungi, Ascomycota, Sordariomycetes, Glomerellales, Plectosphaerellaceae. The transcript has a single exon. The record is from RefSeq and is a predicted model, not a curated record. Bases 1 to 2679 code for a protein of 892 amino acids.